Messenger RNA from Penicillium salamii, 246 nucleotides. The record is from the annotation of a GenBank genome assembly. NCBI's taxonomy places the organism in Eukaryota, Fungi, Ascomycota, Eurotiomycetes, Eurotiales, Aspergillaceae.
AUGGUGAGCAGCUCAAUGCAUCCUUAUUGGCCUCUCCAGGCCAAUCUCGUCAACUAUGUCCCCAAUACAAUGAGUGUUCCAGCCCUUUUGGGGAUAUUUGCUCUUGCAACUUUGACUGUCGUUGGUUCGACCUCGGUGUUAAUGACUGGGCAGAAGUCUAUGUUAUCUCGUCAGGACAAAGUUCUAACUGCAUGGUUUGUCUUUUCUGGAUGUAUUCACCUUAUUCUUGAGGGAUACUUUGUAUAA